Exophiala viscosa is the source of this 447-nucleotide messenger RNA. Its product is annotated as 50S ribosomal protein L14e. Gene Ontology annotation, molecular function: RNA binding; structural constituent of ribosome. Gene Ontology annotation, biological process: ribosomal large subunit biogenesis; translation. The transcript has 3 exons. Bases 1 to 447 code for a protein of 148 amino acids. The record is from RefSeq and is a predicted model, not a curated record. Gene Ontology annotation, cellular component: cytosolic large ribosomal subunit; ribosome. Lineage: Eukaryota; Fungi; Ascomycota; Eurotiomycetes; Chaetothyriales; Herpotrichiellaceae.
AUGUCUGGAGUUGAUAUCAAGCCCGCCGGGUGGAAGUUCGUCGAGGUCGGACGAGUGGUCACCAUCCGUUCGGGACCAUUCGACGGCAAGCUGGCGACCGUGGCUGAGAUCAUUGAUCCUGGAAGAAUCCUGGUCGAUGGACCCUCAACGAAAGAAGGCGAAGUCGUUCCCCGUCAAGCUAUUGCAACCAGCGCAGUCUCCUUGACACCCUGGGUCAUCCCCAACCUGCCUAAGGCCGCUGGCACCGGGGCCAUUAAGAAGCUCUGGGAGAAGCACGAGGUCGACAAGAAGUGGGCCGAGUCAUCUUGGGCUAAGAAGAGAGAACAACAAGACAGGAGGAGAAACCUGACAGACUUUGAACGUUUCAAGGUGAUGAGACUGAAGAAGCAGCAACGAUUCGAGACACUCAAGGCGCACGCUAAGAUUCGAGCGACGGCAAAGGCAUAG